AUUGCACUUUUCACAAUUGCAAUACAUACAUAUGCGAAGUAGAACUCAUAUGUUCAUACAGACGAAUAGAUUUGAUUAAGCAAAGUUAAUGUAUGAUAUAUUUUUGAUUUAAUUUAUAUCUAUUGAUAUGAUAUUAAUGUAAUUGGAAUUGUUUUUAUUAAUUUUUCUCAAUAUGGCCUCUUCUGCAUAUGCCGUCGAAGGCAAUUUUCCCUACUGCAACCCUGCAGCUUAUGUUAAAACAGCUGUUUUCAUGCUCUUGUGGAAAAAUAAAUGUUGAAUUAUAAACCUGUGAAGUACUUCAUGAAACAGUUGUGAAUAAAUUUUUUGUUUACCACGAGACUUAAAUUUGUUAAAUCGAUUAUAUUACAACACGUAAUGGCUGCAAAUGCGAAUGAAAUGGAAAUGCUGCGGAAAGCUAUCCGUCUGCUGCACUCUCCUCAUCCGAACUCUGCUGUGGAGCUGCGAAUGAUGUUGGAUGAAGCUAUAAAACAACGUUACGGUCCGGAGCUUAUGAUAUCUAACAAUAUGAGCAAAGAACUUAUUGAGCUGGAAGCAAAUUUUCCUGGUCGAGCCGCCACACCACCACCUCCUCAGGAACCUCUGCAAACAAUAGACCAAGGCCACACCGUUGAUGAAGUCAUAAAUCUAACUGGUUCUCCUGCCAAGACAAUAUCAGACUCACCAGAUACUAUUAUGGACUCUGACGAUGGUGCAAACAUCGGCAGCACAAUGCUUGCAGGUGGUGAUGAAGAUGUUAAUUUGAAAGAAUUUGGCGAUUUGAAUUGUGCUGUUUGUGGUGAAAUGGUUUUUACUGCCACGAACCGUUUAAUCGAAUGUUCUAGUUGUGGAACCCUUUACCACCAAGAAUGCCAUAAACCACCGAUAACAGAUGAAGAAGCAUCUGAAGGACAGGAGCACAACUGGCAGUGUGAUACUUGCCUUAAUAAACCCUCAACUAGUAAAGCGGCGGGUGUCGUACUUGACGAACCAAUAUCAUUGAUAUCAAAAACAAAGUCUUCGGCUACAUCCUCACGUUCCUCAUCCUCUUCAAAUUCAUCCUCACCAUUUGCAGUUGUGCAGCAUGACGCACCCACAACAUCAGCUUCAACGGCUCCACCGGCACAAACUCUUUCAUCAUCUGGAAGUAGGCAUCACCAUCACAAGAGUUCUAGGUCGCAUAAAGAGGAGCGACCAUCAUCGAGUAGUUCAAAGUCGGGUUCUUCAAGCAGUGCUAUCAAUCCAACUUUUAACGUUGUUAGUGCAAGCGACAAGAGUUCGUCUCAUUCAUCAAAAAAAUCAUCGUCACAUUCCUCGUCAUCUAGCAAAUCAUCUUCAUCGAAGUCGUCGUCGAAACAUCACGACAGUAGUAAACGUAAACCCAAAUGACUUGCAUGCAUUUAAUGGUUGUCUAAUUAUUUUGUACUAAUAUGCAGAUAAUAAGAAAAUUAAGUAAAAUUUUAUAAAGUGAAUUGUGGUACGCAUUUGAAUUUGAUUGGAAGAUUGAAAAAGGUUUUGAGAGACAAUAAAAUCAAUCACUAAUAUUUUCAUAC
This is a messenger RNA of Ceratitis capitata (Mediterranean fruit fly), 1550 nucleotides long. It is a transcript of the gene IntS12, whose product is annotated as integrator complex subunit 12. The record is from RefSeq and is a predicted model, not a curated record. Bases 376 to 1386 code for a protein of 336 amino acids. The transcript has a single exon. Lineage: Eukaryota; Metazoa; Arthropoda; Insecta; Diptera; Tephritidae.